Molecule: messenger RNA, 1044 nt
Organism: Podospora anserina S mat+
Lineage: Eukaryota; Fungi; Ascomycota; Sordariomycetes; Sordariales; Podosporaceae
Exons: 1
Coding region: 1-1044 (347 amino acids)
Source: RefSeq, a predicted model, not a curated record
AUGACAUCAAUAGAAGCGCCCAUUCUCAUCCUAGGCGGCACAGGCACCGUCGGCUCCCGCAUAGCCUCCCAGCUCGCCUCCCAAGGAAUUCCCACCCUCAUCGCCUCCCGCAACCCCCCUCCGUCAUCUUCCCUUUCUCACGUCAACUUCGACUGGGACGACCCCUACACCUGGGAGCCCAUCUUCCUCAGCAAGACAAACAGCACCGAAGGCACCACCACCGAACCUGAACAAGCCCAACAGUCCUCCAAACCCCAACCCGCCCCCCAGCCAAUCAAAUCAAUCUACCUCGUCGCCCCCCCAUCCCUCUCAGGCGACCGCCCCAUGAUUGAGUUCAUCGAAUUUGCCCGUUCCCGAGGUGUGCACAGGUUCAUCCUCCAGUCUGCGUCCAGCAUCGAAGCCGGUGGGCCCUUGAUGGGCAAGGUCCACGCUUAUCUCCGGGAGUUGGGGCAAAGAGGGGAUGUGGAGUGGGGGGUGUUGAGGCCGACCUGGUUUCAGCAGAAUAUUGCUGAGCAGCCUAGUCACAAGGAGUCGAUCAGGAGUGAGAGCAAGAUUUACAGCGCGACCGAGGAUGGAAAGAUUCCGUGGGUGAGUGCGGAUGAUAUUGCGAGCGUGGCGGUGAGGGCGUUGACGGGGGAGGAGGCGCCGAAUACGGAGUGGAUGGUGUUGGGGCCGGAGCUGUUGAGUUAUGAUGAGGUAUGUGAUAUGCAACUGAACAAAUGCGAGGGGGAAGGGGGUUUGCUAAUAGGUGGAAACCAGAUUGCGAAAAUACUUACCGAGGUGCUGGGGAGGAAGAUUGUCCAUGUUGACCUAUCGUCUGCUGAGCUUGAGAAGAGACACGCACGGUUUGGGAUGCCGGAGGAGUACGCGAGGAUGAUGAGUGCGAUGGACACGGCAAUCAAGUUUGGGGCCGAGAAUAGGACGAAUGAUGUGAUUUUUAGUGUGACGGGGACGGCGCCGAAGAAGUUUAGGGAUUAUGCUAUGAGUGUGAAGGAUGUGUGGGAGACGAGGAUGGAAGGUAUGGGUCUUGAGGGGAAGGCGUGA